UCUGUUGGUUUGUGUGUUGCUCUCUAUUAUUUGAUGUUCCUCUCCUCCGAAUGUCCGUCUGUCCGUCCGUUCGUUCGCGAUUCGCGUGAUUAUUUUAUGUCCGGCCGCGAGCUUCUCUGUUGUAUCAGUUGACAUUUGACUUUGCAACGGUUCGGUCGAUUUUUUUUUUGAAAAAGAGAAUCGCGCGCAGGUCAUCCCUUUUCUGCGCUGGACGACACGGUUCAGGCAGUGAUCGUUCUAUGUUGUGCCGGGGAUUCAUUGUGAGAUAAUUGAGUGCAUUUUAAAUCAGUUUAAUCCGCUUGCGUAGUAGAGUGUGCUGGGAGUGAGUUUUGGAGCAAAGAAAAAAGAAGGCGAACUCGGCUGGACGAUUGCGCCUAAAGAUUUGAGUGGUUUUCCAGGUGCAGAAAUUGGCGCAAUAGUGUUUUUCGAAGGGAUUAAUUGCUUGGAAAGGCGGAGUAGCUGAAGUGCUGAGGAUUUUCUAAUAGAGUAAAAGAUGCUCCGAGCAAUCCUGUCAUCCGCAAUAUUUUUGCUCCUCGCAAGUAGGGCAUUUUGCAGCUCAGUUCUCGUAGCCGAUUUCCGCAUGACCAGAAUGGUCGAGCUGAGCAGUCGACCACCGUACUGUAAGGUUCACUCGGAUCGAGGCGACAUCCAGCGGAUGCUGUUGGCCUUUGACACGAAAAAGGUUCGACAGGUGCCGCGCGAGUCGGUGGCCUCACUGGAGGAGGUCUGCAACGAGGCGAGUGGAAUUUCGGGUGAGCUGCAGGGCGGGCUCGGAUUCAUCUACCCCGGAACCAAGUGGUGUGGGCCAGGAGACAUUGCGGCCAACUAUUCUGACGUGGGCCGGUACGCGGACGAGGAUCGGUGCUGCCGCGAGCACGACAUGUGUCCAAACAUUCUGCUGCCCGGAGAGUGCCGGCGCGGCCUGUGCAACCGGGGAACCUUCACCAGAUCGCAUUGCGAUUGUGACGCAAGAUUUAGAAGAUGUUUACAAAAUCUCAACACCGAAACUUCAAACACUUUGGGGGCCGUUUUCUUCAACGUGGUCCAGGUGACAUGCUUCAGCGAGAGACGCCCGUGUUCAAUUUGGCAGAGCCCCGAGGGUCACUCUACAGCCGCAGAGUCGUGCCCGCUGCAGUUCUACGCGUCCGACUAUUACGUGCCACCUUAUCUGCAGCCCCAGCCCGACCUCUUCUACUACCAAAACUCUCUCAAGCGGUCGUUUGAUCCAAAGCCCUACGAAGACGUCAACAAACAGCAGCUGAGGCGGGAGUCGUUGAACUUGAUUUCGAGAAACUUGGUCAAAGAUAUGUUUAUCCGGCCGUUGAAUGGGUUCAUUAAGUACUACCUCACUGCCAAGUCCGUUGUUUACGGCUAGAGGGAUCGGACUCUUGGGACGAUGAUCAGCUGUUGACGGCCGGACAUUGGAGCGAGGAUGGAGGGGGGGACUUCAACUCUGUACUCUUAGAAUAGCCUUUUUUUUCAUGAGACUGAUUGGCCGAUGAGCACUGCACCAAGGACGCUGGUGCUUGUGAGUGCCACUAGAAUGUGUAAGAAACCUUAGAUUAGACAAAAACUAGCGAUUUGCUGAUCUUCCAGCGAUUGGCAUUGAUUUGAUUUAGCAUUUUUGUUCGUGAUUUUAGAAAGCACCAACCUUAACAUAAUUCAGUAUUAUGAUUUCAUAGCGUAAGUAGACUAGAACAAGUUAAAUUUUAACAUAUCUUUCAGUCCAAACUUCUUCAUCUUCAGAUUACACCGACAACAUAUUUUACGCAUUUUCAAUUCUAGGGGUUGUUUUUGCUUGGAAGUUCCUAGAACCAGUUCCAAUUUUAAAUUUUGCCAUGAAAAUUUGGGAGAACCAACUGGUUAUCUAAAAAAAUAUUUUUUUUUAAUUGAGACAGUUUGAAUUUUUGUUUGGGUAGACUUUUAUUUUUAAAACUUUGUAAAUAACUCGAAAAAUAUCAUGUAACAUAAAAACAACUCUUCAACUUUAGAGUACCUAAUAAAUAAACGAGUCAAGAUGAAGAUGUCCGAAGUUUACCAAAAUUGUUAGUCACUGCCGCUUCGCUGCUGUUUGUGGAUAUAAAUGUAAAAAGCUUCAAUGAUAAAAUUGAGUUCAAAUUUGUGAUUCAUUUUACAAUUGGGUUGGCUUCAACGAGUCCGAGGCGGACGAGCUGUGCUCCCGUUGGAAAUUUCGACCCAGUGAGAAGUUUAUGUCUGUAGCCCAGCAAAAGCAAAGCAAUGGUUAAUGC
This is a messenger RNA of Culex quinquefasciatus (southern house mosquito), 2249 nucleotides long. RefSeq names its product acidic phospholipase A2 PA4. The transcript has 7 exons. Gene Ontology annotation, biological process: arachidonate secretion; phospholipid metabolic process. The record is from RefSeq and is a predicted model, not a curated record. The coding region runs from base 494 to 1375 and encodes 293 amino acids. NCBI's taxonomy places the organism in Eukaryota, Metazoa, Arthropoda, Insecta, Diptera, Culicidae.